Molecule: messenger RNA, 1095 nt
Organism: Spodoptera littoralis (African cotton leafworm)
Lineage: Eukaryota; Metazoa; Arthropoda; Insecta; Lepidoptera; Noctuidae
Source: the annotation of a GenBank genome assembly
AUGACUAUCAUGUUCGGGCUGAUCAUCAGGAUAGUUGCCAAGAAGACCUUGGUCAUCUUCAGAUACUUUGGUCGUCCAAAGAGUUUCCUACUACUGCUGCCUAUAGUGUGGGCGCUGGUGGCGUUCGGGCCCACCAUCUGGUGGCUGGCAGUGGAAACCAGUAGACACCUUCUGCUGCCAUCCCCACCCACUCAGUCGCUGGAGCACUAUCGAAGAAAUAGAAGCUUGCACUAUUACUUGGAUGAUAUCCAGACCUUGAUUGAACCAUCAUUACUUCCCUGCACAACCCCAGAUGAGAUGGUGGUGUUGGUGCUGGUGGCCAGCGCCCCCCUCCGCUUCGACCACCGGCAGGCUAUCCGUAAGACCUGGGGUGCACAUCUACCUACGUACUUCGUGCUUGGUCUGCAAGGAGACAAUAUUGAUGAGCAGCUGGUAGACAACUACGUAGAAGGAAAGCAGUACAGCGACCUGAUAGUCUUCGAUUUCUAUGACCACUACCAGAAUCUGACGCUGAAGACCGCGCUUAUGAUGAAGUGGACCCUGCACUGUUGUCCUCAAGCUCAGUUCCUAUUCAAGACUGAUGAUGACGUACUGGUGAACCCCUGGACCCUUCGUAAAGUCCUGAACGAGAAUGAAGAUGCACUACUGCUGGGUUACAACAAACGGGACUCGUACCUGCACCGCGACGAGUACAAGAAGUGGUACAUUCCUCGCUGGAUGCUGCGGGAGGACCAUGUGUCGCAGUACCUUAGCGGCACUGGAUACCUCAUUAGCGGUGACUUCAUAUCAAAACUAUUGAAGAACGCCUAUGAGGUGCCGAUGGUGAACUUGGAGGACGUAUACUUCACGUACCUGGUGGCACAUCGGCGUUUAGGCUUGAAGCUGGCUCACGAGCGCCGGCUGAGCCCAUACAAACCAUGGCUGAAGGCCUCCUGCCUCUACUGGGACCUGGCUUCCGUGCACAGCAUGGAACCAGACGAGAUGGUCGCCGCGUGGAUCAAAAUAGAACAAUACGGAAAGUUGGACAAUCAUAGUGAUGUUUGUUGGUUUUAUAACACGUACUUAAGGGACUUUAGUGAAUUGGCGUUGUAUUAA